Messenger RNA from Letharia lupina, 1059 nucleotides. RefSeq lists its product as uncharacterized. The coding region runs from base 1 to 1059 and encodes 352 amino acids. The record is from RefSeq and is a predicted model, not a curated record. NCBI's taxonomy places the organism in Eukaryota, Fungi, Ascomycota, Lecanoromycetes, Lecanorales, Parmeliaceae. The transcript is spliced from 3 exons. Gene Ontology annotation, cellular component: Cul4-RING E3 ubiquitin ligase complex. Gene Ontology annotation, molecular function: protein binding.
AUGGCGAGCGAGAAAACCUUUAUCCGUAGAUCGAAGGUCCUUACACACUCUCUGGGGGGCCAAGCCGGUCUACUACGAGAAUCGGGCCUCAAUGACAACAAAAUCGGCAUGUCCAUUGCUUGGAGCCAGGGUCUGGAUAACAGGGUGCUCUGGCGUCGGAAAGAGACGGCGUUGCCUAUGGAAUUCACCAAUCUCAUCUAUGAUGAGACUCUACAAGCAACGAUAUUUGGGUUGAAGGCAAAAGAUGAACUCGCUAGGAGGGCUGAGAUCGUCACCAUGCUUGGUGGAAACUGUUCAGCCUGUUGCGUGGAUCUUGACAGUGUCGCUGGGGAGCAUGCCGGCGUAUUCGGAAAAGUGCACAGACUAGGAGGGGUCUUGACGCAUAGCCCAGCUAUAUUGUACUGGGCGUCCAAUGCGAAUCCUUACUCUGGGGUGACGAGCUUUGCCAUUGCAGCAUCCACCGGUGCCGUCAUCCUGAACGAAAGCCAGGGGCGCUGGACCACUGAAAUCGGCGAACGGUGUCUUGACGCACCGGAAGUGAUGGCUGUGGAUUGGCUAUCCCCGAACGUUGUAAUAAAGGGUUGUAAAGACGGCGGAGUGCGGCUGUGGGACAUCAGAAGUCACGGGGAAAGUCGAGAAAGUCGCAUUCAGCAUGCAAGCCAGAUCAACCAUGCGAGGAGAAUCGAUGAGAUCACGAUAGUGGUUGCAGGACUCGACAGUCAGCUAUGUACUUACGAUCUGCGCUUUCCAUCUGAUCUCGCGACCUCUGGCCAAGUAACACGACCUUACAAUCGGUUCCCCUCCUACGAAAACUCCGACCUUGGACAUCUGGCAACCGGAUUCGACGUUCAUGGCGAUCUCGUUGCUGCCGUUACAGACGACGCUCGCGUCAUAAUUUGGGACGUCAAGCGCGGCUUUGAGCUGAAGCAGGCGAGAUGGAGAAGUACCAAACCGACAGGGGAUGCCAUCUGCGUACGAUUUGUUAAUGGAGGCAACGAUAGGGAGGUGCUACGAUUGAUGACCGCGGCUGGGUUGGCGGUUACUGAAUUCGCUUGGUGA